AUGGGUAUUUAUUCCUUCCAGUUCACAGUAAAGUACAUUCCUGGACACAAGAAUGUUGCUGAUGAUGUGGAGAAAGAGUCCGCUGGAGAUCUUGAGUUACACAGAGUUAAAGAAGCUUUACAAACCGGAAAUUGGACAGAUUGUGAGGAAAGUUACAUAGCUGUCAAAAAUGAACUGUGCAGUAUAGGAAAAGUGAUCCUCAGAGGUACACGUAUUGUGAUUCCAACCAGUUUGAGAGAGAAAGUUUUAACCGCUGCUCAUGAGGGACACCAAGGUAUCACUAAAACAAAACAGCGACUGAGAGAGAAAGGGUGGUGGCCAAAGAUUGAUAGUGAUGCCGAACGUGUUUGCAAGAAAUGCUACGCAUGUCAAGUAGUUGGAGGUCCGUCGUCACCUGAACCUUUACGCCGUAAAGUGCUUCCAGAUUAUCCAUGGCAAGCUACAGCAAUCGAUCUAAUGGGACUUUUUCCAACAGGAGAGUCAGUAUUGGUGUAUGUGGACUAUUACAGCCGUUUCUUUGAAACUUAUAUUUUGAAGAACACAGGAUCAACCAAGAUCAUUGAAUGUUUGGAGGAAACUUUCGCUCGAUAUGGUAUUCCUGACAGUCUGAGAAGUGACAACGGAGCACAAUUUCGGUCUACAGAAUUUGAGAAGUUUCUAGAGGAAUACAACAUCAUCCAUGAAACAUCCACACCUUAUUGGCCGCAAGCUAAUGGAGAAGUGGAGCGACAGAAUAAGACCUUAUUAAAAGCUCUCAGAACAGCUCAUGUUGAAGGGAAGGACUGGAAAAAGGAGUUGCCAAAAUUCCUUUCAGCCUACAGAAGCACACCGCAUACAGUAACUGUAGUUGCACCGAACAAACUUAUUUUCCGAUAUCCAGUGAAGACAAUGAUUCCUAGCCUCCCGAGAGAGAAGAGGAAGACAUCCGAGUUAAAGACUGGAUGA
Messenger RNA from Saccostrea echinata, 945 nucleotides. RefSeq lists its product as uncharacterized. Gene Ontology annotation, molecular function: nucleic acid binding. Lineage: Eukaryota; Metazoa; Mollusca; Bivalvia; Ostreida; Ostreidae. The coding region runs from base 1 to 945 and encodes 314 amino acids. Gene Ontology annotation, biological process: DNA integration. The record is from RefSeq and is a predicted model, not a curated record. The transcript has 2 exons.